This is a messenger RNA of Penicillium lagena, 909 nucleotides long. RefSeq names its product mitochondrial 37S ribosomal protein uS15m. The coding region runs from base 1 to 909 and encodes 302 amino acids. Gene Ontology annotation, cellular component: ribosome. The transcript is spliced from 2 exons. The record is from RefSeq and is a predicted model, not a curated record. Gene Ontology annotation, molecular function: structural constituent of ribosome. NCBI's taxonomy places the organism in Eukaryota, Fungi, Ascomycota, Eurotiomycetes, Eurotiales, Aspergillaceae. Gene Ontology annotation, biological process: translation.
AUGCCUCCGCGAACCCCCCUUCAGCCUUCGCUCAAGGCGUUGUCAGGCUCAUUUUAUGGGCACAACUCGCUGGCCGCAUCCUCCCCGGCGCAGACCUUCAUCAGAGCCAAGUCUACCAAACCUCAAUCACGCAAAAGACUUGAGCCAUUUCUGCUCGCUCGUGUUCGCCAACGCAAGGCAGCCAACAUUUCCCGGCAAAAGGUCCUCAAGGAAGAGCGAGAAGGAUCGAUAGGAGAUCCCGUUGCCAGCACCCCGACUCCCUUCAUCGAAGAGAUCCAAGCGAGACAGAAUGAAUCACAACCGUCGUCAGCAGCAUCAGGGUCUCUCAACUAUGCCAUCGACUCUAAUGAGCUCCAGAGGGCUCUGCAGUUCUCAAAGGACCUGGCUGAGCCUCUCGAGAACCCGAACCGCGACACGGCCGAUCCCCAGCAUGAGAAGGAGGCCGUGGAGUUGCACGAGAAGGAGCACCGGAAUGCUCAAGAAGCCAUUGACCGGAUCGUCAACCUCAACAACGCCAACUCGAAGGACCACGUUCGACUGAACAUACAAAAAUGCAUCGAACAAUUCGGGAGACACAACACCGAUUCUACCCUGCCGCCAAAGCCAUCCGCAGUGUUACCGGACGGUGCUACCGUCCAUUCGGAGAAGGUCCCGCGCGUUGGCCGGGACACAGGGUCGGCAGAAGUGCAGGCCGCCAUCCUCACGGUGAAGAUCCUGAAUCUCUCUCGGCACCUCGAGACGUCCAACAAGGAUAAACACAACAAGCGCAAUCUUCAGAUCCUCGUUCAUAAGCGACAGAAGUUGUUACAGUACGUCCGCCAGAAGGAACGCGGUGGACCCCGGUGGCAGCAUUUGAUUGAGACAUUGGGACUGUCGGAUGCUACGUGGAAAGGCGAGGUUUCUCUAUAA